Molecule: messenger RNA, 939 nt
Organism: Eremothecium sinecaudum
Lineage: Eukaryota; Fungi; Ascomycota; Saccharomycetes; Saccharomycetales; Saccharomycetaceae
Gene: KTI12
Product: Kti12p
Exons: 1
Coding region: 1-939 (312 amino acids)
Source: RefSeq, a predicted model, not a curated record
AUGCCACUGGUGCUAUUUACCGGUUUUCCUGGUAGUGGAAAAACUACAUAUGCGUUAAAAUUGAAACAGCUGCUGGAGGCUAAAAUUGAAGCCGAAUCCACGCUUGCUGACUACACUGUUAAAUACCAUUCUGAUGAAACACUGGGUUUACGACAUGCAGAUUAUACUACCUCUCAUGGGGAGAAAAGUGCAAGAUCAAAAAUCAUGUCCGUAGUGAAGCGGGACCUGUCGCGAACAUGUGUUGUUAUAGUGGAUUCUCUGAAUUAUAUAAAAGGUUUUCGAUACCAACUGCAUUGUGAAGUAAAAAAUAGCCGGACAACAUAUUGUUUGGUACACUGUCUUGCACCAAAGGAUCAAUUGUUUAACUGGAAUUCAAACCGGAAUAAGGAAGAUUCUUGGGAAACGGGACUUCUUAACCAACUAGUCCAGAGAUAUGAGGAGCCAAAUCCUUCGGCGCGAUGGGACUCGCCGUUAUUCUCUAUAUUAGCGGGAGUCGAUAAGUUAGAGGGUAACAUAGAGCAAGAAAUAUACCAUGUAUUGUUUCCAAUGCUAUUUAAAGAUGAUUCAAAUCGCGAGGUCGAGAAACUGCUACAAAGCUUAAAACCUAGUGGUGCGACAAUGAUGAAACCAGCCGCCCAGAUGAACCAAGUUCAAGUUUUAGAUGGCGAAACGCAAAAAGUUGUACGUCGAAUUAUGGACUAUAUAAAGUCCAAUGUUGUAUCGGGACUCAUUCGGGUAAUUGUCUCUGAUGAGAAUGAUAUCAACGACCCUGCAUGCUGUUUUGUCGAAUUAUCAAGCGAUCGUAUUAGCAUGGCACAUCUCCAAAGAAUAAGAAGACAAUUUGUACAACUUAACAGGUUAAGAGGCAUAGAAAAUGAUAGGAUUGUGCCUCUUUUUACAGAAUACCUCAAUAAAAAUCUUAAUAUGGAUAAUAUGUAA